Molecule: messenger RNA, 753 nt
Organism: Ambispora gerdemannii
Lineage: Eukaryota; Fungi; Glomeromycota; Glomeromycetes; Archaeosporales; Ambisporaceae
Source: the annotation of a GenBank genome assembly
AUGACAGAUUUUCCUGUGCUUGAUGGCUUCACUACUAAUUCUAAUUCUAACGUAAAUUUAUCAUCGGAUCCAACAGCCGACUUUCUUGCACGCGAGCAGGCGUUACUUGGUGAAGAUGCUGCAAUCUUUGCGGCGGCUCCAACUUCAACCAACUCGUCAACUGUAGUGACGGAACUUGAAGGUUUCCCAGAGAUUUCUACAGUAGCAACUAUAAGCCCUGCAACAUUACCUGUUACAACGUCCUUCACGUCUCCUACACCUGACUAUUCUGCGUUUCAUAAUGAGUUUCCACCUGUUGAACUAGCUACUUCGAGUAUCCCCACCAUUCCACCAUCUUUUGAUGGAACAUCGGGAUUAAGUCAGGUGACAAUCGAGGAAGAACAAGAGAACGAAGUAUUGAGAGAAUGGAGAGAGAGACAACAAGAGUUAAUUGCAGAACGUGAUGAUGCUUCUGAACAAAAAAAACAAGAGACCGUAAAACAAGCCCAUGAUGAAAUCGACAAAUUCUAUAGUGAAUACAACGAGAAAAAAGCUAUUGCUCAACAACAUAACAGGAAAGAAGAAGAAUUAUUUAUACAGGAAAGAGAUGACAUCACUUCUGGUACCUCAUGGGAACGGAUUUGCAAGAUUCUGAAUCUUGUUAAUACUCAAAGUAAAUCAAAUAAUAAACACGAAAAAGACGUCAGCCGAUUUAAAGAAUUACUUUUGGAUUUGAAAAAAGAUGAAAAGGCGCCGGGUGCGGGUGGAUAUUAA